Messenger RNA from Pecten maximus, 3665 nucleotides. RefSeq lists its product as uncharacterized. The annotation marks the transcript as partial. The transcript is spliced from 2 exons. The record is from RefSeq and is a predicted model, not a curated record. Lineage: Eukaryota; Metazoa; Mollusca; Bivalvia; Pectinida; Pectinidae.
GCGAAAACGAUAACCAAUGGACCAAAAUUUACGAGACAGACAAGGAUGGGAUUGUGAUUUCUGGAAAACUUGAUGACCUGAAAGCUGCCUUUCGAUCCGCUCCCGAUGUACGGAUAUAUGUUCCAUCCUGGAAUCGGACCUUCAACAUUGAUUCGACAAAUAUGGACAACAUGGAAGAAAACGCGACCUUUUGUUCACAGUCUUUGUUCCACGUCGUCAAGACAGCUUGGGACACAUUCUCAGAGACAGCAAUACGUAUGUUUUAUCUAUUCUGUUCAACGGGAUUUUACCAGAAGAAAGAGUAUCGUAUUGGAGAUAAUUUCCAUUCUUACGAUUCAGAUGACAUUGGCUUUGUUGGCAUGGCAUGGUUUACAAGACAUUUUUGUAAACCCACGGGAAAAUAUCCAAUAUUUUCCAGCAACGACCAAGCUCAACAGUUCUGUAGUUCUUUAUCAAAACUGUUAUCAGCUAUCCACCAUGGCUCUGAAAUUCGUCUCGGGACUGCGGGACUAGUUUUGCCGGUAGACCAGAUGACUUUCAAUCCUAGCUUGGCCGUUGCUCACUCCGAUCGCCGAUUGAAAACUGUGAUAUAUCAUCAAUCUGACGGUAUCGAAGUUCGCAAAUUGUAUGAGAAUUGGAUCUACUAUAACUACGGUUCUGAUGGCACACGGGAAAACCAUAUCUGGUCCGUAGGAACGCAUUUUCUGGUUAGGAUCAACCCCAGAAAGCAGAAAUUCGCAGAUUUUUAUUCAGACGCUUGUUGGUCUCUUGUAUACUCGCAUGCCAACAGCGGUGAUGUUCUUCAGGGUACAGUCAGAAGGCUGCGUGCUAGCGUUCUUUCCGGAAGAAGAAUCCGAAUGAUUGUAAAUGGCAAUAUAUCGGGGGAACCGGAUAGCCUCUUUAUGGAGUCAAAUGGACACGUGACCAAUAUAUCGGGGGAACCGGAUAGCCUCUUUAUGGAGUCAAAUGGACACGUGACCGCACAGCUUCUCAGCCAGCUAUCCGUUUCAAAUCAGAGUCGAUUUCAAUUCGAUCCCUACACGUUUUGGCAGAUGAUUUCUUCAUCAGGAUUUGCAAAUGUUAUGAAAAUGUACAUUGAGUCAAAUAGGACGGAAAGUAGCGAGACAUUUAAGUUCAACGUCAACUGGUUUGCUGAUACGCGGGCAUGGAGAAAACUCUUAGCGGUAUCAAACACGGGCCAUGUUACAAAGGGGUCUAAGAACGAGUUGAGCAGAUCACUGAAAUCAGGCGGCAUGUUACGAUUAUUGGUAACAUUUCCGAACGGUACAAUUAACGCCUUUUCUCCGGACAGCGUAGAGUUUUAUCAAGAGGAGGUGGCCGCACAAUUCAUUAGACAUGUCGGGCACGUAAAGAAAUCGGCAUCAAACGAGAGGAUCUUUCCUGCGGUGCCAUUUUGGAAUUACCUAAUGGUUACCACUGAAGGAAGACUAGUUUCUUCGUUGUGGAUUGUUGGAGAAAACGCCAAGGUGUCAGACACGUCCAUCAUGGUUAAAACUGUUUGGUUUGUAAACUAGCACUUUUUACGCACCGGGGCUGCAUUUAUUUAUCAAACAUAGCGUAAAAUUUUAUGGUGAGACUUAACUUUGCGUUAAGCACAUUAAGCAAGUACAUUGUAUACCCAGGUAAUGUUGGUUAUAUUCAGGGUCGGUUCUUUUGGUCUUGCGAUUCUAUUAAGGAUUACAGUGUCCUACUGGUGAUUUUACCAACGACAAAGUUCAGUAUGGUGUCAAUAUUUGGAAAAGACCACUAACUGGUCCACGAAACAAAAAUCCCUAUCAUACUGAAAUUUAACCUUUGAUAAAAUUAUCAGAAAGACAAUUACUGUGCAUACUUUUAAUUUUACACUUAAACGUCGCGCGAUUUAAGAUUAGAUUGCUCACAAAAUCUAUAUAGAAUCAAAUACCGUUAGGUUUUGACAGGUUCUUAGAACAGCUGGCAAAGGUUGAUUUACGAAGAAACCUUUCUCACACUUUCUAUACAAAACUUGCAUCACUUUAAAACUGUAUAGCUUUUCAUUGUACAUAAUCCUCACACAAAAUUCCUCCACAUAUAAUUAAAGGCGGAUUGAUGUGUGAUAUAAAGGUAGACAUAAACUGUGCUUACAGGAGGGGAACACAGGGAUACAAUAUGUUGGUGUCAGUUAUGAUGUCAUAGACUGUUAAUCUAUCUAGUUAGUCUAUAUCGCUGCUUUGCCAUCAAAAUGUAAAUAUUGUUUAUUCAACCGCGAAUUUCUAGUUAGUUUAUAUCGUCGCUUUGCCAUCCAAAUGUAAAUACCGUAGCAUUGCCAUUUAAAUAUAAAUAUUGUUUAUUCAACCGUGAAUCUCUAGGUAGUGUAAAUCGUGGCAUUGCCAUCCAAAUGUAAAUAUUGUUUAUUCAACCGCGAAUCUCUAGUUAGUUUAUAUCCAAAAGUAAAUAUUGUCUGUUUAAUUACAAAUUUCUCUGGCUAAUUUAUCAUGUGAGAGUGGGAUGCGGAAGAGGUCAGAGUUCAUACAACCUCGGAUUUCUUAAUCCGAAAUAAUUCCAAAGGAAAUCAGAUUCAAAGAAGGGUUUAAAUGAAUACGUGUGUAACAGUACUGGUCGCCAUCCUCUUUGCGACAGAGAGAUAAUGUUAUCCGUUUUACAUCAUUGAUUCCUCUUCACCAAGACUACUCCUCCAGGUGCGAUAAAACUGUCACUCCUUCUUAAGAAGAAAAUAAAGGAUUUGGACACCUAUUGGGUUCCAUAUUUUGUUCAUAGAGUGUGAUCCAUUGGAUCUCUCAACUUUCAUCUUGACUCACCCAUUCAUUCCGAUUUGAACGGAAGAAAAUGGCGCCGCUUUAUUGUGCAUGUAUUUGUAUAGCGUGCAUCUGAACCAGGUAGACUGAGAAGCUUAAACUGAAUUAAAUCAUAUUUUUAUGUACACAUAUAAAAUGCAGAUUUGCGAAGAGCUUUUAUUUUGUUGCGCAUAUCAUUAUUUUGUUACAUGUGGUGAUAAGUAUACGCAUUUCCCGCAAAGUCAUACGUCACAUGUCAAAUUCAUAUCUCUAUUGGCAUCGACAACAAAAAGAAACAAAUGAAUUAAUAAACAAACAAAAAAUAUUGACUAAUAAACAGGGUUAUUGAGGUGUGGUGUUCAUGUUAAUUAGAAAAGAAAUUUAUAAAAAUGGACCAUAACUUGAAAGAUUUUGGGAAUUCAUAAAACCGCACUAUAACUGGUAUGAUCUAAUGGAAUCCAUCGAAGCGGAACAUCAAUUGAAAUACAGUUUUUUUUGUAUUCUGCGCUUUAACUAUCAAACGUUCCUUAUCAGGAAAUAUAGAUAAAUUAUAUAUUUAUACAAUCGAAGUGUGUUUGAUUAGUACUACUACUCCACUUUGAAUCCGACACAUUAUCGUUUGUGAAUAUCAAAUUAGUUCUGAAAUAGACAACCCGCAGACAGGUUACCAGGCAAAUGCUUGCAAUGGACAAACUGGUAUAAUUGUACGCUUAUUUAUAUCUACCAAGUCGUAAAUGCGCCAGACUUCGUUGCUUUAUCCGUUAGAAUUGUAUGAUAUACACAAGAUGCACAUAUAAAACAGCCUGGGCUAGCUACAGUAGAUAUAUCAUUGGAUGUUCGAUUGAGCAUUAUAUGAUGAAUUUAUCAGUUAUUAUUAAAAAACGAAAUGUA